Molecule: messenger RNA, 1903 nt
Organism: Nothobranchius furzeri (turquoise killifish)
Lineage: Eukaryota; Metazoa; Chordata; Actinopteri; Cyprinodontiformes; Nothobranchiidae
Gene: mrpl37
Product: mitochondrial ribosomal protein L37
Biological process (GO): translation
Cellular component (GO): mitochondrion; ribosome
Molecular function (GO): structural constituent of ribosome
Source: RefSeq, a predicted model, not a curated record
GGUGAUGACCAACAGUAGAAGAAGAAGAACCAACAUGGCGGCGUCCUAGCGCAGCUCGUGAAGAAGACGACAGUUACCUUCCCAUAUUCCUCCCCAACUGCAGCUAGAAACAAAGAGGAGAAGCUGAACAGAAAGCAAUAUGCUCCCAAAAAAACCGAUGUCUUUUUUGUUUUCUCGGAACGUUUUUCUCAGCAUUUCUAAACGUGUCGGUGCUAAUGCGGGACCCGGUCCCCGCCAUGGCCAGAGAAACUUCGGUAUUAGCCGCUGUCUGACAGCCAAGCCCCCGCUGACCCGGAGAGUCAGGGAGAAGGUGGAAAUCCCCGGGCUGGAGCAGGUCACCUAUGCGGACAGAUUGCACUUUGUCCCGGGGUUGGCUAAGCCCGUCUUCCCGCGGUGGGAGCGGGACUACAAAGACCCGAGAUUCUUCAAGUCUCCGCCCGCUCAUGAGUUGCCGCUGUUCAAGGAGAAACCGUGUUAUGUGUUCAACCAGAGGACCAGUGUGCUGGAAGGUGUGCGCCAGGCCCUGUGGCUGACCAAAUCCAAAAAGAUCUCAGGUCUGCCUCCUCACCUCCUCUCAUUGGCUCAGAUGCCUGAAAACCAGCUGCCAGAUCAGGAUCGGCGUGUGCAGGAUGCCAUCAAACACGCCCGGUUCUGGGAUACCACAGAGCCCCGAACAAGCAAAGAGAAAUACAGCCACACGUUGCUCCUCAACCUGCUUCACUUAUGUGCAGCGCAACGGUCUAGUCACCCGGCCAUCGGGAGGAGGAUCCUGGCUGAGAAGUAUUCACUGGCUGCCACUUGGAGGAGAGGUGAAGACCUAUUCCAGGUCAGGGGUCAGAACGGUUUACUGCAAUGCGCCAUGGAUCCUCUCCCAGGGGUCUGUGGGAAAGACGAAGUGGUUGGAACGUCGGAUCACAUCUUGGAAACCUUCUACCCGGUGUCCCCCACCAUCGACCUGCAGCAAGUAAACGUUUACCAAGAGGAUGUAAACUGUACAGGGUUCAUAGGGGACUACGCCUACCCUCAUGCCCACACACUCUACCUCCUGGAGAUAGAGGAGUCCGGCUUUAAGCUACUACCUGAGCAGUUCAGAGCCAAGAUGGUCAUGUUCUCAUUUGGCAACGCCUUGGCCCGUGCACACAAACUGUUUGGCACUCAGCCCAGGAGUCUGUUGGAGCAUCCAAUCACAGUACAGGCGGUGGGGACCAAUGGCAGAAUUUUUCAGUUCCUCGUAUUCCAGCUCAACACCACGGAUCUCUCUGGAGAUGAUGGCAUCAAGAACCAGGUGUGGCUGGAUGAAGAUGCUGAGCUGUAUGAUUUUGCAAAGGUGCGACCACUCAUCAAGAAGAAGCAGGUGAAGGUUCCAGCAGGUCUGGCAGGAUACAAACCUGAAACCUUCAGUAAAUUCCUGGCCUUGUACCUGCACGGAGCUGCUUAGGGCUGCUGUUCGACUCCUACAUCUGUGCAAAUGGACUCGCGCUUGUGCAUUUGAGAUUUAAAGCUGAAAACUGUUGUCAGACAGUGAGUUUGUAACUGAAUCUGAAACAUCUUCCUUCUACAUCACCACCAUCUGUGUAAAACAUCUGCUGCAAGUAAAUAAACAGUCUGUGUAACGAAGUGAUCCGGCUCACAUAACAAAAGACGGCCAGCAUCAGGUCUCUAGUGAGCUAGGUUAUAGAUUAGAAGAUGACCCAUAUAUUACAUUUUUUCAAUAUCGGCAAAAUAAUUUUUAAAUACCAAUUAAAAAAAUAAAAUCGGGCACCUGUGUGGCCAACUGCCACCACUACUAGACUGAAGAAAGAACCCGAAGAACCCCAACACUGUAUGGUUUUAUGUUCUGAGAUUGUUUUAUGUUGGAGGUUCAAUAAAUAUUAAAGAGAUUUAUUGACUAAUUUAUAUUGCA